Messenger RNA from Paramisgurnus dabryanus, 4575 nucleotides. NCBI's taxonomy places the organism in Eukaryota, Metazoa, Chordata, Actinopteri, Cypriniformes, Cobitidae. The record is from RefSeq and is a predicted model, not a curated record.
AAGAAAAAAAACAGAAUUCAUUAAACUUCUCGUAGACUCAGUGAAAGAAGUUUACAAAUACAACAUGAAUGGACAUACAAUAGACCUUAUACUUGCAAGUCCUCGAUUUUUUUUUCUAAGUUAAUUUGGGCCACUAGCCCAGAGGAGAUCCCAUUUCUUUCCAACCUACCUGAACCAUCUGCUUAUUAUACUUCAGCAUCGUCAUCAUAAACAUAUUUAUUUAUUUCACUGGUAAACUCUGCGAGCCUUAUAAAAGACGCGUGUGCGUGGUGGAAAGCUGGAGAGCAGCAUAUGGAUUAUGGAUGUGUGAAGCGCAUCAGUUCAGUGAGGUGAGGAUUACUGUAGGUCCAAACGCAAAGGAAGAUACGCAUUUAAAAAAAUCUGCUUGGCUAUAUCAACAUGACAACUUUUGAUUUUUCGGACGUGGAGGCAUUUCUAGACUGCCAUCCCGAGCUUUUUGAGGAAUAUCUCAUGAGGAAAGGAAAAAGUGAGACAUUGAGCAGGUGGCCCAAAGAGCACCAACCGUCCAAAACCUCUCCGGUGGAAGAGAAGCGCGGAGUCGCCAGAGAUCCGUUCUGGCCCACGAACCCAGACGGACUGAGGCGCAGAUCGUCUCACAUGGAGCUCCGCAGGAACUUUGCCCGGUCCAAAGCGAUGACGGCGCACCGGACCUACGACGAGCACGUCAGUCUCACUGCCCACGAGUCCCAUUCGAGCAUGCGACGGCGCGCGCUCCUGCGGAAAGCCAGCUCGCUACCGCCGACCACCGCGCACAUCCUGAGCGCGCUCCUCGAGUCCCGAGUGAACGUGCCUCAGUAUGCCUCAAGCGCUAUUGACUACAAAUACCGACUCAAGGAGUCCAACGAGAGAGAGUUUUUCCUCGAGCUCGUAAAGGACGUUUCUAACGAGCUUGACAUGACCAACCUGAGUUACAAGAUUCUCAUCAAUGUGUGCAUCAUGGUGAACGCGGACAGGUGCUCGCUCUUCCUCGUCGAGGGUCCGUCUCAUAAGAAGAUCCUCGUGUCCAAGUUUUUUGACGUGCACUCGGGAACGACGGUCCGACCCUCCUCGAGCACCCUUGACUCAAAUGAGGUGCAGGUUCCGUGGGGAAAAGGCAUCAUAGGCUAUGUAGCCGAACACGGAGAAACAGUCAAUAUACCCAACGCAUAUGAGGAUCAUCGUUUCAGCGAUGAAAUUGACAAGUUGACUGGCUAUAAGACUCAGUCUAUUCUGUGCAUGGCCAUACGCAACAGUGAUGGUGAGGUCAUUGGUGUAGUUCAGGCCAUCAACAGGAACCCCAGUGGAACUCCAUUCACUGAAGAUGAUGAGAAGGUGCUGCAAAUGUAUUUGCCAUUCUGCGGAAUAUCGAUCUCCAAUGCCAAACUCUUCUCUGAAUCCCGUAAGGAGUAUGAUAGGAGCAGGGCACUGUUGGAGGUGGUGAAUGAUCUGUUUGAGGAGCAGACGGACCUGGAGAAGAUUGUGAGGAAGAUCAUGCAGCGCGCGCUGACGUUGCUACAGUGCGAGCGCUGCUCGGUUCUUCUGCUAGAAGACAUCAGCUCCCCUGUGGUGAAGUUCUCCCAGACAUUUGAGCUCAUGUCUCCACUGUGCAGCGUUGAUCGUGACAUCAGCAUGGAGAAGGUGUCGUGCUCGGACUGGUUGAUCAAUAACAGCAUUGCUGAGUUGGUAGCAUCUACCGGCUUGCCUGUUAACAUUAGCGACGUCUGUCAGGACCCACGCUUCGAUGCUGAAGCAGACCAGGCUUCCGGUUUCCACAUCAGAUCAGUUUUGUGUGUCCCCAUCUGGAAUGGGACCCAUCAGAUUAUUGGUGUUGCCCAGAUACUGAACCGCUUGGACCGGAAAACCUUUAAUGAUGCAGAUCAAAGAUUGUUCGAGGCAUUUGUUAUUUUCUGUGGUCUGGGCAUUAACAACACUAUGAUGUAUAACCAGGUUAAGAAGACUUGGGCCAAGCAGUCUGUUGCGCUAGAUAUGCUGUCCUAUCAUGCGACAUGCUCCAAGGCAGAGGUUGAUCGUCUGAAGGCUGCUAAAAUACCCCUAAGCAGCGAGCUUGGGAUCGAUGAGUUCCACUUCAAUGACUUUUCUCUGGACAACGAUGCCAUGAUCACCGCCUCCCUGCGGAUGUUUUUGGAGCUUGGCGUCGUGCAGAAAUUUAAAAUUGAUUAUGAGGUGCUGUGCCGGUGGCUGCUUACCGUCAGGAAGAACUACCGCACUGUAGCUUACCACAACUGGAGACACGCCUUCAAUGUGUCGCAGUGCAUGUUUAUCAUGAUCACAACUGCUGGGUUUCAGGAAGUGCUGACAGACACUGAGAAUCUGGCUCUUAUGGUCGGAUGUCUCUGCCAUGACUUGGAUCAUCGUGGAACAAACAAUGCCUUUCAGGCCAAGUCUGGCUCUGCACUAUCACUGUUGUAUGGAACAUCAGCCACACUUGAGCAUCAUCAUUUCAAUCACGCAGUCAUGAUUCUACAGAGCGAGGGGCACAACAUCUUUGCUAAUCUAUGCUCCAAAGAGUACAGCAACAUGAUGCAGCUGUUGAAGCAGGCCAUUCUGUCCACAGAUCUCACCUUGUACUUCAAGAGAAGAACCAAAUUCUUUGAGCGUGUUCUGUCCGGUCAGUUCAGUUGGAGCAAUGAGGAACACAGAGAAAUCUUCAGAUCCAUGCUGAUGACUGCAUGUGACUUGGGUGCUGUGACCCGACCGUGGGAGAUCUCAAAACAGGUGGCUGAACUGGUGACCAGUGAAUUUUUUGAACAGGGAGACAGAGAGAGAUCAGAGCUAAAGUUGACACCAGCAGCAAUUUUUGAUCGUAAUCGUAAAGAUGAACUUCCUGUACUCCAGUUGGAAUGGAUUGAUGGGAUCUGUAAGCCCCUGUAUGAGGCUCUUGCCAAGUUGAAUAGGAAGCUACAACCGAUGGUAGAUGGAAUAGGUGCAAAUCGAAAGAAGUGGGAGGAGCUCUGUCUGUCCUAUCAGCAAACACAGAGAGCCUUGGAGGCAGGAGAGUGUAUAGAGGUGUGUCUGUGUGCAGACUCCGCCCUCGAGGCGGAGUCAAGUCCGUGUGAAACAGCCUAUAAUUACAAAGACUCCACCCAUGUGGUGGAGCCAAAUCAAACCCCAGUGGCCAAUUAAAAAGAAGAGGCGGAGUAAGGGAGGGGGACGCUGACUUAAAUACUCUUAUAAAACAAAAGCACUGUUACUCUGUGAUUGCCAUAAUGGUAUUUUCUACUAAAAUGUAUUUAGUCAUUUAGAUUACAAGUGAAAAAGAUUUUCUAUUUUAAAAAAUAAUAAUUAUUAUUAAAUCAACAACCCACACUAGAUUGUAAAAUUUUGUUGCUAGUACUAUAAUGCCUAUUUGUAAAAAAAACUGAAUAUGUCCAGGACAUUCAAGAGCACAAAAUUUGUAAAUGCUCACAUGGUGUUUUACAAAGUCUGUCACCACAUAUAGGAUGAGUAAAACAAAAUAGUUUCACUAAAGUGAAAACUUGACAAACACUAAACACCAGAAGCUGAGCAUUGAUUAACUGAAUGUAUUUAAUAUCACUGUGAUUUUUAGCUGGUGUUUCUUGAGAUUUAAUGAAACCUAAAGCAAUUACAAAUGCUGAUGUGUAUAAGAUCAUAUUGAAUAUUUUCAAAAUGGUAGAAAUGCACUACACAAAAACGUACCACACAAUCUAACCAUAUCAGUCAAGUACAUAAAUAUUACUAGUGUAUGCAAAAUAAAGUUUACUAUAUGCGUUGCACAUGAAUGCAUACCGUGUUUACACAGUUAAAAAACAGAUUAGGAAUCCAGAAUAAAUGUGAAUAAGUCUACUUGUUUUUAAGCUAACUACAGUAUCAGGGAUAUAUAUGAUUAAAUGUAUUAGAAGGGGACCGGUUACCACCUAUAAGGUACAUGAUGCUUAUCUAGUCUUACAACGUUUAAGUAUGCCAGAUGUUUCUUAAAGGUUUGCAAAUGACUUAAGAAAGAAUAAAAAAAAAUGUUUGCAUGCAAAACGCAUGUCAUGUUGAUUUUUGUUACUUUUUUGUAAUGUGAAAUUGAAGCUUUUUGAAUGCAUAACAAAGGGUGCAAUUGAUGGUCAUGAAAUGCAUGCUGCAUAUGAGCAACAAUAGCAACUUCCAAAGCUUCCUGCUUUAAAUGGGAAUCUUACAUUGUGCAGUCUUGCUACUAAAGUCCAUCAAUGUCCACACUGAUGAGAUUAUUACAUUAUGUGCUCCUUCACUUGAGUCUUUCUGCCUUAUUCAAAUGAAACGUUCAGUAAUUUUUUUUACAUUUAUUUAUCAUAGCUUGAAAAAUUAUUUCUACUCUGAAAAGGAAGGUCAGAACAGAAAAAGCUUUUAUAUUUUGUUAUUGCUAACAUAAAAUGCUUAUAUUCUGUAUUUAUAUGGUGCCUCAAUGAGUCUCUUCUAGAAAGAUUUUCAUUCUUUUCUUUCUGUGGCUUUUACACCAAUAAUGUCAAAUGAAAGACUGAUGUACUGUGGUUUGUUAGCGGUACACAGGGUCUUGUCUUGCCAGGCUGGUUGCUGGUCAUUUUCCUCAGGCUAUUUUGGAAAUAAAGAACA